AGAGCGUUUCCUCGCAGAAUGGAAGUAGUCGUGGAGGCGAUAAGGACUAAACUCAUUUGACUCAGCAGGAUUCUUCAGUUCUUAGGUAUUUUUUUCUGGGUACAGGACAAUCGUUACAAGGAAGCCGAUCUCUGUGGCUACUCAUCUCGAAGUGCCCCCCGUAUGGACGAUGAGGAGGACGAUGUGUUUAAGCCAAAAGCCCGCUGCUGGCACACCACAUUCAGGCAGAUAAAGUGUGAACACCGAGGCACACAGACACCCGGUCCUGCCCUGGUACCAAACAACGGCAUGCUGCCCUGUGGAGUCGCAGAGGAGCCCAGACCACUCUUCUACGGUAACGCAGGUUUUCGAUUGCACUUCCCAGCACGCUUUGAGCUUGUUGGGGAUCACGAAGCGCGGCAACAAGAAAGCGAAGAGCAGCCAAACAGGAUGGAGCGUCUGCCCUGGCAGCGACCCGUGGCACGCGGCGUGGAGGCUUGCAUUGGACAGAAGCUCCAGCUCAUAGGAGACCAGUUUCACCGGGAACGCCUACAACUGUAUCAUCGAAACCAAAGGAACCAGGGGCCGCUGUGGUGGCGCCUGGCCGCGGCUCUCCUCAGCCUUCUGUUUGAUAGGGGGUUCUUUGCUGGAGGAGGUGGCGCAGGACGGAGGUGAGGCGACCGUCCCGUUUAUUCAUCUCUGUGAGGAACUGGACUCCUAAUGGCACUGUCUAAUCUAACACGGGUCUGUUUGGGGGAGAAAACAAUUGAAGCAACAAAGGUCACCGCGGGACGGAGACAACCAACUUUUAUACCAGGUUGUUUUUUUUUUGCUUUGUUUUGGGGGUUUUUUUCCUUCCAAGAAGAUGCCAAGUUGCUCUGAGAUUCCACUAAAGGGCAAUGUUCAUAUUUUGGCAUACCUGUGGUGUAGUAGUUUUGUACAGUACAUUGUUCUUGUUCACUUUAAUGACCUCUCACAGACCCUGGGAAUGCCUUAUUCAGUGUCUUCUGCCAGAAUGAGUAUUGAGCAAUUUAGACAGGCAAGAUAAGAUGGUUAGGAAAUGAAAGAAAACACAGUGAUGUUUCCCAGGUGACCAGUCAAGUUGAUUUACUAACUUCCAAAGAGGCAACUUCUCAGAACAAAGCAUUUUGCACCUCACCUCAGUGGAACAUUUAUCUUUUCCUGUCUUACUUUCAGUUUUUCUUUUCUUACUCCCCCCUUUUCUC
This is a messenger RNA of Archocentrus centrarchus (flier cichlid), 1205 nucleotides long. It is a transcript of the gene bmf1, whose product is annotated as BCL2 modifying factor 1. The transcript is spliced from 4 exons. The coding region runs from base 163 to 654 and encodes 163 amino acids. Gene Ontology annotation, cellular component: myosin complex. The record is from RefSeq and is a predicted model, not a curated record. Gene Ontology annotation, biological process: positive regulation of apoptotic process; negative regulation of autophagy; apoptotic process. Lineage: Eukaryota; Metazoa; Chordata; Actinopteri; Cichliformes; Cichlidae.